AUUAUAUAUAAUAUAUUCAUAUGUAUAUAUAUAGACACAUGCAUUAGACCACCAAGAAUACAAAAACCUACCGAUCAUGAAUAUCAGACUUUGCAUAACCAUCAUACUUUUAUCAUACACCGCGGCCACGGUGGCGGGACAACAAUGCGGCCGUCAAGCUGGUGGUCGUACUUGUCCCGGUAACAUCUGCUGCAGCCAGUACGGGUAUUGCGGCACCACGCCAGAGUAUUGUUCUCCGGCCAAUAACUGCCAGAGCAAUUGUGGGGGUAGCGGACCUAGCGGUGCAGGUGAGAGCGCCAAGAACGUACGCGCCAGUUACCAUAUUUACAAUCCGGCGCAGAACAAUUGGGAUCUGAGAGCCGUGAGUGCUUACUGCUCCACGUGGGAUGCUGAUAAGCCGUACGCGUGGCGGAGCAAGUAUGGCUGGACUGCCUUCUGCGGACCGGCUGGACCUCGUGGUCAAGCUUCUUGCGGCAAAUGCUUAAGGGUGAGAAACACAAGAACAAAUGCUGCAGUAACGGUGAGAAUAGUGGACCAAUGUAGCAAUGGAGGAUUGGAUUUGGAUGUCGCAAUGUUUAAUCAAAUAGACACCGAUCGUAAUGGCUAUCAGCAAGGCCAUCUCAUUGUUGACUACCAGUUUGUUAAUUGUGGGGAUUAAUGAACUCAUUGGGCAGCCUGAUUCUAAAAGCGAUCUGUGUGUUUCGGCCACUGAUCGCGUUCGAUAUUAUGUAAUGAUUUCGAGGUGUUAUAUCGGUCUACACAUACAAUAAAGACUUCUGUGUCUAGGAUAUAUGUUUCGCAUAAAUAAUUAAGGAACUUCCCGAUAUUAUUAUAUGAAAGAUCGAUACUUCUUCGGCA
Messenger RNA from Camelina sativa (false flax), 858 nucleotides. RefSeq names its product hevein-like preproprotein. NCBI's taxonomy places the organism in Eukaryota, Viridiplantae, Streptophyta, Magnoliopsida, Brassicales, Brassicaceae. Gene Ontology annotation, biological process: defense response to bacterium; defense response to fungus. The record is from RefSeq and is a predicted model, not a curated record. Gene Ontology annotation, molecular function: chitin binding; RNA nuclease activity.